AGUCACAGGAGUGCAGAUAGUGCUCCUGGCUGGCUAGAGGUAACUGCACCACCAUGGACAGUUAAGUGUUGGCAGGGACUUGGGGAGCAAGAAAGAGCUCCUGGCUGGCUGCUGGGCCUGGACACAGAAGAGCCCUGAGGGGGUCUGUUUGAAUUGUGUUCUGUACAGACAGUGACUCUGUCAAGACAGUGGAUGGAGGGCUGAGUCAUGAGAAACUGCCAGAAGAAGUCACUGAAAACUGAGAGAAGUGCAGAUACCUGACCAGAAGGGGUGCUCACAAGAGAUGGGUUCCACACCAUUACAGUGAGCAAGAGAAACUUGUUAUUGCCCAGUGGGAGGCAAGAGGCCUAGCUGGAGAGACUGGCUAGAAUGAGGAUUUUAUCACAGGAGCAGGUAGAAGCUGGGGAGAUAAAAACCAAAACACUCAGGAGACUACUGGAAUCUGCAGACACAGGCAGGGUAAAUUAGCUCUAUAUCACUCAGCCACCACCUAACCAGAGCACAUGAUGAAUAUAAGCAAUGUGACUGAAUUUGUCCUCUUAGGCCUCUCCCAGAAUCAGAAGCUGCAGAAAAUGUGUUUUGUGCUGUUUUUAUGCUUCUAUAUAAGCAUUGUUCUUGGAAACCUCCUCAUUGUUCUCACUGUAGUUAGCAGUCAGCAUCUGAACUCACCCAUGUAUUUCUUCCUGAGUUACCUGUCCUUUGUAGACAUCUGCUACUCAUCUGUCACAGCCCCCAAAAUGAUUGCAGACUUCCUCACUGAGAAAAAAAUAAUCUCCUUCAUUGGCUGCAUAGCACAGCUGUUUGGAGUCCAUUUCUUUGGCUGCACUGAGAUCUUCAUCCUCACAGUGAUGGCCUAUGAUCGCUACAUUGCAAUCUGCAAACCCCUCCACUACACAACCAUCAUGACCAGGCGCGUAUGUGGCCAGAUGGUGGCGGCCUCAUGGGUAGGGGGCUUUGUGCAUUCCAUGGUACAGACUCUUAUAACCACCCAUUUACCCUUCUGUGGGCCCAAUGAGAUUGACCAUUAUUUCUGUGAUGUUCACCCUUUGCUACAACUGGCUUGUACUGACACCUAUGUUGUCGGCAUCAUAGUUGUCGCUAAUAGCGGGAUGAUUGCUUUGGGUUGUUUCCUUCUCUUGGUUAUAUCCUACAUUGUGAUCUUAAUCUCCUUGAGGACACGUUCUUCUGAAGGGCGUCGUAAAGCUCUCUCCACCUGUGGCUCCCAUAUUGCUGUAGUGAUUUUAUUUUUUGGGCCUUGCACGUUCACCUACAUCCGACCUUCUAGCCACUUAUCAGAGGACAAGAUGGUUGCUGUGUUCUACACCAUUAUCACCCCCAUGCUGAAUCCGCUGAUCUACACACUAAGAAAUGAGGAGGUGAAAAGUGCCAUGAGAAAAUUAUGGAGCAGAAAAGUGAUGUCAGAUGGGAAAUCAAAAGAGUGACAUGCAGAAUUAUGUUAUACAAACCAGGAGGAACAGGAUAAUGUUCAUGAGAGAUUUUAAAUAAAUGUCUUGCUUUCAGUUCAUCAGUGAACAUUCCCCUUGUUUUCCCAUGAAUGCAGAAAACAGACAAACCUCUUUCAGCAACUGCAAUGGUUCUAUUUUAAAUGUUCAUAUUGGUAAGAUUAU
Mauremys mutica (yellowpond turtle) is the source of this 1628-nucleotide messenger RNA. RefSeq names its product olfactory receptor 4S2-like. Gene Ontology annotation, biological process: G protein-coupled receptor signaling pathway. Lineage: Eukaryota; Metazoa; Chordata; Testudines; Geoemydidae. Bases 504 to 1442 code for a protein of 312 amino acids. The record is from RefSeq and is a predicted model, not a curated record. The transcript has 5 exons. Gene Ontology annotation, molecular function: G protein-coupled receptor activity; olfactory receptor activity. Gene Ontology annotation, cellular component: membrane.